AUGAGUGAUCCUACAUUGCUGGAUGAAAAAAAUAAAAGUUUUACAAAUUCAUCUCCACCACCUGUUCCGGUACCAAAACUUUUGGGAUCAAAAAGAUUAACACUAGCAAUAUUAUUAUUCUUCGCCUGUGCCAUAUCAUAUUCACAUCGAUCUGAUCUUAGUCUUGGAAUUGUUUGUAUGGUAAAUCAUACAGCAAUUGAAUUGAAUGCUAAAAAUGUACCAAAUUUUAAUGAAACAACAGAGGUAAUUUCUCAAAAAAAGAUCUCAAAAUGUGGUGGAGAUAUUGUAAAAGAGAAAGGUGCUGAUGGACCAUUUGUAUGGGAUAAACCACAACAAGGAAAUGCAUUAGGAAGUUUUUUUUAUGGAUAUUUAUGUUCACAGAUUGUUGGUGGUAUGCUUGCUCAAAAAUUUGGUGGAAAAAUUGUUAUUGGUGUUGCUGUUUUUGUUAGUUCUUUUUUAACUAUUUUUACUCCACCAGCAGCACAGUUAAGUUUAUAUGCAUUAAUAGUUGUUAGAGCUAUUCUUGGUUUUUCACAAGGUGUUGUAAUGCCUUCAAUUCAUACUUUAUGGUCUUUUUGGGCUCCUGAAAAAGAAAGAUCAAUACUUGUUGGAAUUACUUUUGCUGGAUUACAAGUUGGAAAUUUAGUUAGUAUUUCAAUUUCUUCUGUUCUCUGUGCAAGUGGAAUUUUAGGUGGAUGGCCAUCAAUAUUUUAUCUAUUUGGUGUUCUUGGUUUUAUUUGGUGUGGAUUAUGGUUUUGGUUAGCAUCUAGUAAUCCAAAUGAUUCUAAUGGUAUGGAUGAUGCUGAAAAAGACUACCUCCUAGAACAUAUUAGAAGUGCAAUGGGAAAAAGUGGUAAACCACCACCAAUGCCAUGGGGAAAAGCUUUACUCUCUCCACCUGUAUGGGCUAUAUAUUUUGGACAUUUUGCUGCUGAUUUUGGAAGUUAUCUUAUGAUGGGAGUUAUGCCAACCCUGAUGAAUGAACUUUUUUCAUUACCUAGAGAAAGUUUAGGUGUCAUAUCAGCUUUACCAUUUUUUGCCUUCUUCUUAGUAAUUCAAUUUGGUGGAUUUUUAGUUGAUAAUAUAAUUAAUAAGAAAAUUUUAUCUCUUAUUAAUACCCGUCGUCUAUUUAUGUUAAUAGCUUUAGUUUUACAAGGAGCACUUUUAGUUAUUGCCGGAUAUUUAGAUUGUAAUCAAACAAUUCCAGCAAUCCUUUUAAUAACAAUGGCAGUUGGUCUUUCUGGUUUUCAAUUUUCAUCAUUUGUUGUUAGUUACCUUGAUGUUGCACCUGCUUUUGCUGGAGCUUUACUUGGUGUUGGUAAUACUAUUUCAAGUUUCUCAGGAAUUCUUGGACCAAUGUUAAUGGGUAUCAUGACACCAACUGGUAGUAGAGAAGAAUGGCAAUCAUUUUUCUGGGUUACUUUUGGUAUCCUUACUACUGGAGCUAUAAUAUAUGCUAUAUUUAUUAGAGGUGAUGUUCAAAGUUGGGCUAAAAGUGGAGGAAAUAAAGAUACUAUACUUGAGGCACCACAAGAAGGAGAUGUAUUAUUACAAGAUAUUAAAAAAGAACGAUCAGAUGCAUAG
Strongyloides ratti is the source of this 1584-nucleotide messenger RNA. Its product is annotated as Sialin. Lineage: Eukaryota; Metazoa; Nematoda; Chromadorea; Rhabditida; Strongyloididae. The transcript has 2 exons. Gene Ontology annotation, biological process: monoatomic anion transport; transmembrane transport. The coding region runs from base 1 to 1584 and encodes 527 amino acids. Gene Ontology annotation, molecular function: transmembrane transporter activity. The record is from RefSeq and is a predicted model, not a curated record.